CCAGUUAGCAUAUCCGAUUACAUCGCGGACCGAUCCGGAAGCGGAGGGGAAAACAAUGUCCAGCAACGAAAGCACACCGCUGAACAGCCCGCGGAAAAUCUUCGGAAAAACCGCCACGCUCGACAACAAUGCGAUGCUGGAGUACGAGAUGAACAAAAAUCUAGACCCCAAGUAUCGCGAGAAGGCCGAGAAGGAGCUGGGCGAAACGGGUGGUGAGCUGACGUACACCAAAAUCCGCCAGCUACGCCAGCAGCUGAACAUCUACAACGAAAACCACCAGCGGGCGCUCGGGUGUCGGAGGGACGAUUCGUUUCUGUUGCGAUUUUUACGCGCCAAAAAAUUUGACGUCGAGAAAGCGUUCAAAAUGAUGCAAAAGUACUACAAGAUGAAGGAGGAGUACCCGGAGAUAUUCAAAGUGUCCCCACCGUCGGAGAUGAAGUUUAUGCUCGAGAUGCAAAUACAGACGAUGCUGCCCAAGAAGGAUGAACAUGGGCGGCAGAUUUACUUGUUUCGAGUCGAAAAAUGUGAUCCAUACAAAAUUCCUGUUGACUACGUGUUUCGCAGCAAUGUGUUAGCGCUGGAGGACGCCGUCCGGAGUCCGGAGACCCAAAUCGGAGGGUUGGUGGUAUUGCUGGAUAUGGCUGGACUUGGUUUUGCUCACGCCCGGUACCUGUCGCCUCAUCUGGCAAAGAAAACGGUCGAGGUGGUUCAGGAAGCAUUUCCGCUGCGGUUCAAAGCGUUCCACGUCCUACACGAGCCGUUCUACUUCGAUGCCAUUUUGGCCGUAUUGAAACCAUUCCUUAAGGAUAAGAUUCGUCGACGGAUACACCUGCACGGGAGUUCCCUCAGCUCACUGCACAAGUACGUCUCGAAGGACCUGCUGCCGGCGGAGUACGGCGGAAAUCUGGACCCGUUCGACAACACCGAAUGGCGCCAGACGAUUCUGGACAACGAGCAGUACUUUAUCGAUCUGGAAACGUACAACCACUUGUCGGAGAGCUGCUACCAGCUGGGGGCGGGGGCCGACGGGGAUGCGGAGAGCAUCGAUAGCCUACAGUUCGGCGAUACGGAAACCGAGGACAGCGAGUUCGAUGAGGAUGAACGGCGCGUCCUCAGCCCGAAGCGGAACGCACGCUCGAUACAGAACAUUGAGGAGAUUUUCCUCAAGAAUGGCUUCGAUGGGUUGGCGCCCACUGUUGCGAAGGAGGGCGGACAGGAGAAGGAGGUGGAGGAAUUGAAGUAA
Molecule: messenger RNA, 1243 nt
Organism: Anopheles coustani
Lineage: Eukaryota; Metazoa; Arthropoda; Insecta; Diptera; Culicidae
Product: retinaldehyde-binding protein 1-like
Cellular component (GO): membrane
Molecular function (GO): phosphatidylinositol bisphosphate binding
Source: RefSeq, a predicted model, not a curated record